AUGAUGUCGAUCUCUUACACGAAUAGUCUUUUCGCACGGGUAACAAGCAUUGAAAAGGCGGCCGAGGUAGCAAAGAAGGCGGCGCCCAAAGUUGUGCAGUUGUCGGAGGAGGCCAAAACCCUACCACCACACAUCCGGAACGUCACGGAACCGGCGAAACUAAACGCGCAAACGCCAUUUUUUAAAUGCCCGCCAUGGGCCGGACUGCCUGCCGUUGCAUGUCAUUUGCAAUGCACUCGUGAUGGAGUCCCAUUAGCAUCCUUGGGGCUUGAACGAUUUCCCUUCUACUUGUUUGGAAGAAGCCGCGUCUGUGACUACGUCCUUGAACACCCAUCGAUCAGCAGCAUUCACGCCGUUAUUGUUUUUCACAGUGAACAGCAAUGUUUUGUACUGGUGGACUUGGGUUCUACGAACGGCGUCAAGCUAAACGGCCUCCGCAUUGAAAAGCGACGACCCAUCCCCACACCUAUUGGUAGCUGUAUUCAGUUUGGUUGCAGCAGUCGCAUGUACAAAGUUGCUCGAGGUCCACCGCCUUCAUCGAAACGCCUGCGGGAGGAGCAGGAGGAAAAGGCUGUCGCGAAGUUGAUUCAGGGAAAUGAUUCUGGUCAUGUUGCUCUUGUUAAGGGCAGUAACGUGGGGAAUGUUGCCAGUUCCAGCACUCCCACAAUUGAGGAGGAUAAACGGGAGGGUGCGGCUUCCACUGUGAGAUUGGAAACCCACAAGCUAGAAAUGAACAUGGCGGAGAAGGGGCAGGGUGCCGUUGAUGCUGCUAUCCCUUUGCUUUCACCUUCAACUCCACCUUUGCAGGCAGUGGCAGUGGAGGCUCUUCGAGAUCAACCCAACUCAGUCACGGCUCCUGAGCCUCUUCCUCAUGUGUCGCCAGCGUCGCCUGUAAAGCGGCACCUGUAUCAGGUGCUUAUUAAGCAUAAGGAUGUGCGGCGUCCUGUUUCUCUCGCACCGCGCAAUAAGGGUGAUAAAAUUACGCGGUCAAAGCCCGAUGCAUUAGCAUUGGCAGAGGCAAUUAUUGCACAUCAUGGUGACCGGAAAGUUGUGUGGUCGCUAGAUGAGUUUACCACGGUGGUCCGUGACUACAGUGAGUGUGGUUCUGCCAAACGGAAUGGUGACUUGGGCAUGGUGGAGAGCGGCACUUAUACAGAUACCUUUGACCUUGCAGCAUUUGCGCUCGACUGUGGUAUGGUAAGUGCACCAGUGGAGACGGAACUCGGUGUGCAUCUUAUUUAUCGCGCGGCGUAA
Messenger RNA from Trypanosoma rangeli, 1254 nucleotides. Its product is annotated as peptidyl-prolyl cis-trans isomerase. The transcript has a single exon. Gene Ontology annotation, molecular function: peptidyl-prolyl cis-trans isomerase activity; mRNA binding; protein binding. Lineage: Eukaryota; Euglenozoa; Kinetoplastea; Trypanosomatida; Trypanosomatidae. Bases 1 to 1254 code for a protein of 417 amino acids. The record is from RefSeq and is a predicted model, not a curated record.